Molecule: messenger RNA, 856 nt
Organism: Nerophis lumbriciformis (worm pipefish)
Lineage: Eukaryota; Metazoa; Chordata; Actinopteri; Syngnathiformes; Syngnathidae
Gene: prdx3
Product: peroxiredoxin 3
Biological process (GO): cell redox homeostasis; response to oxidative stress; hydrogen peroxide catabolic process
Cellular component (GO): cytosol; mitochondrion
Molecular function (GO): thioredoxin peroxidase activity
Source: RefSeq, a predicted model, not a curated record
CUCACUUCCUGUCUGACUCUGACAUCAUCCAAAAUGGCAGCGAGCAUUGGAAGACUCCUCAGGACGUCUGCAAGAGUUGCAGCAGCAUGUCCGCAUGCAGCGUCUGCAGCUGAACGCUUCACAUCUGCUCCUGCGCUGCAGAGGGCCUGUUUCUCAAGCAGCUCUUGCAGAUGGGCGGCAGCUGUCACUCAGCCUGCUCCUGCUUUUAAAGGGACUGCAGUCCACAACGGAGACUUCAAGGAUAUGAGCCUUGCGGAUUUUAAGGGCAAAUACUUGGUCCUCUUCUUCUACCCACUGGACUUCACCUUUGUGUGUCCAACUGAGAUCAUUUCCUUCAGCGACAAGGCCAGCGAGUUCCAUGACAUCAACUGUGAUGUAGUGGGCGUGUCUGUGGACUCUCACUUCACACACCUGGCAUGGACCAAUACUGCUCGUAAAGCAGGAGGCUUAGGCAAGAUUCACAUCCCUUUGCUCUCAGAUCUCAACAAGCAGAUAUCGAGAGACUACGGUGUGCUACUGGAGGGCCCAGGCAUCGCAUUGAGGGGCCUGUUUAUCAUCGACCCAAACGGCGUGGUGAAGCACACGAGCGUUAACGACCUGCCGGUGGGUCGUUGUGUGGAAGAGACGCUACGUCUUGUGAAAGCGUUCCAGUUCGUGGAGGCCCACGGCGAGGUGUGUCCGGCCAGCUGGACCCCCAAGUCACCGACAAUUAAACCAACCCCUGAAGGAUCUAAAGAGUACUUUAACAAAGUUAAUUGAUUGUGAGGAACUACUAAAAGUCCAUGCAAUAAAAUUAAUGUAGUUGUAUGCACUGAGACAUGGAUCUUUAUAAUAAAUGAUAAUAUAGUGCCAAUUA